Messenger RNA from Cucurbitaria berberidis CBS 394.84, 554 nucleotides. RefSeq lists its product as uncharacterized. NCBI's taxonomy places the organism in Eukaryota, Fungi, Ascomycota, Dothideomycetes, Pleosporales, Cucurbitariaceae. The coding region runs from base 204 to 554 and encodes 116 amino acids. The record is from RefSeq and is a predicted model, not a curated record. The transcript is spliced from 2 exons.
CCAAUGUCUGAAAUCAAUUCAACUGUUUCUCUAUUUAAUUGUCCCACAUGUCAAGUAGAAGGUGAAGGGGGAUGUGAGCUGCGCUAGCACGUCACUGUUUGCUCUGUUUACUCACUCCAAACCCGCGCCUUGACACCAAUUGCCCCAAAUACUAAAGACAUCACCAACACCACAACACCAAAACCAACACCAACACCAACACAAUGGCCUCCACCAUCUUCGUUCAGCCGACUCCGCUUGAAAUUAUCAAGCGCCAGGCCAAGACGUACGCGGACGUAGCACGCCUCUGGGUCAAGCAAUGGCUUAAAAGCCACCGCAAGCUCUUCCUCCUCGCGCAAUGCGCACGAUAUGGGGUCUUCGCAAAGAACCCUCUCCAAGUCAACGCGCUCAUCUUGAGAGAUCUGCGCUGCAAGCCGCUCCGCGAGUGCUUGCAAGAGGUGCUGAAGCUGCAGCGGGAGCUGAGGACGUUCGAGAAGAAGGUCAAGGAGUCGAUCAAGGAGGAGAGGAAGUGCGAUGCGCAGUUCUGGGCGCUUGCACGUACCAUGAAGCAGUGA